CCCGGCACUUGCCAACAUGGAAGGUGGAGACAGCACAGUUUCCGUGGCAGGCCAUCGUGCUUCGGGUUCCGCAGCAGUGGCGGCGACCGUGCAAGCACUCCUGCAGGACGACUGUUACAGUGAAUUUUUAAAUGAAGACUUUGAUGUAAAAACUUACACUUCCCAGUCUAUUCAUCAAGCUGUAAUUGCUGAGCAACUAGCAAAGCUUGCCCAAGGGAUCAGUCAGCUGGAUAAAGAACUACACCUACAGGUUGUUGCAAGACAUGAAGAUUUACUGGCACAAGCAACUGGAAUUGAGUCUUUGGAAGGUGUUCUUCAGAUGAUGCAGACGAGAAUCGGAGCUUUACAGGGAGCUGUUGACAGGAUGAAAUCAAAAAUUGUUGAGCCAUACAAUAAAAUAGUGGCCCGUACUGCACAACUGGCAAGGCUGCAGGUUGCCUGUGAUUUGCUUCGGAGAAUAAUUCGCAUCUUAUAUCUCAGUAAGAGGCUCCAGGGACAACUGCAAGGAGGAAGUAGAGAGAUAACAAAAGCUGCUCAGAGUCUUAAUGAACUUGAUUAUCUUUCUCAAGGAAUAGAUCUUUCUGGGAUAGAAGUAAUAGAGAAUGAUCUACUCUUCAUUGCAAGAGCUCGACUUGAAGUGGAAAAUCAAGCUAAGCGUCUGCUGGAGCAAGGUGUGGAGACCCAGAAUCCAACUCAGGUUGGAACAGCACUUCAGGUUUUCCAUAAUCUUGGGACUUUGAAGGAUACUGUUACCAGUGUCGUGGAUGGAUAUUGUGCUGCUUUGGAAGACAGUAUCAACAAUGCAUUGGACGUCAAAGUUCUGACUCAACCUUCCCAGUCAGCCGGGCGAGGAGGCCCCGGGCGAGCCAGCAUGCCUAGUCCAGGAAACACAGCGGCUUUCCGGGCUUCCCUCUGGACCAAUAUGGAAAAACUUAUGGAUCACAUCUGUGCAGCUUGUGGACAGGUACAACACCUACAAAAAGUAUUAACCAAGAAGAGAGAUCCUGUUUCUCACAUUUGUUUCAUUGAAGAAAUAGUUAAGGAUGGACAGCCUGAAAUUUUAUACAUGUUUUGGAAUGCAGUCACUGUGGCACUUUCUUCUCACUUUCACACGGCAACAAACUCUUCUAUGUUUUUGAAACAAGCAUUUGAAGGUGAAUACCCUAAACUGUUACGUCUUUAUAAUGACUUAUGGAAGCGUCUUCAGCAGUUCGGUCAAAAUACCCAAGGGACUUUCAGUAUGAGUGGACCUGACCUCUGUGUUGACCUCCCACACAUGGAAGACGAUGCACAAGACAUGUUCAUACUGAAAAGGCCAGAUUAUGAUCCAGAAAAAGCUUUGAAAGAUUCACUGCAACCUUAUGAGGCUGCUUAUCUCUCAAAAUCCCUAUCACGACUCUUCGACCCCAUCAACUUGGUUUUUCCUCCUGGUGGACGCAGUCCUCCUUCCUCUGAUGAGCUUGAUGGGAUCAUUAAAACUAUAGCAAGUGAACUCAAUGUAGCUGCUGUUGAUGCAAACCUCACAUUAGCUGUGUCAAAAAAUGUGGCAAAGACCAUCCAGUUAUAUGCUGUGAAAUCAGAGCAGCUUCUCUGUACUCAAGGAGAUGCAAGCCAGGUGAUUGGACCUCUCACUGAUGGACAGAAGAGAAAUGUGGGCGUGGUGAACUCCCUGUUCAAGCUGCACCAGUCAGUAACAAAGGUGGUUGCCAGCCAGAGCUCAUUCUCAGCAGCAGCUGAGCAAACUAUACUGUCAGCCCUAAAGACAAUUCACGAUCUUAUGGGGAAUGCCAUACAGCCCUUGCUGACAUCAGUGGCAGAUGCGAUCGAGGCCAUAAUCAUCACCAUGCAUCAGGAAGAUUUUUCUGGGGCAUUAACCAGCUCAGGAAAGCCUGAUGUCCCCUGUUCCCUGUACAUGAAAGAGCUACAAGGCUUCAUUGCCAGAGUCAUGAAUGACUACUUUAAGCACUUUGAAUGCUUGGAUUUUGUUUUUGACAACACUGAAGCUAUUGCCCAAAGAGCCAUUGAACUUUUCAUCCGCAAUGCCAGUCUCAUAAGACCUCUCGGUGAAGGCGGGAAACUGCGACUUGCUGCUGAUUUUGCACAGAUGGAGUUGGCUGUGGGUCCACUUUGCAGACGAGUGUCGGAUUUGGGAAAGUCCUAUCGGAUGCUGAGGUCAUUUAGGCCGCUGCUCUUCCAGACAAGUGAGCAUGUGGUGGACAGUCCGGCGGUGGGAGACGUCAUACCAUUCAGCAUCGUCAUUCAGUUCCUGUUCACCAGAGCGCCGGCUGAGCUGAAAUCCCCCUUCCAGAGGGCAGAAUGGUCCCAUGCACGCUUCUCCCAGUGGCUGGAUGAUCAUCCAUCUGAAAAGGACAGGCUCCUCCUCCUCAGGGGAGCCCUGGAAGCAUAUGUUCAAUCCGUGAGAAGCAGGGAAGGCAAAGAAUUUGCACCAGUUUACCCCAUUAUGGUUCAGCUGCUUCAGAAGGCUCUGUCUGCUCCUCAGUGACCGCUGCCUCCGUGCAGACCCGGCAACGGUGGCAACCAGCAACUAAAGAUCACGGUUGAUUGUCUGUACUUCCUAUUGCUCUCUAGCACUUUUACUUUAAAAUGUCAAAACAGAUCAAUCAUCACAACCUUCAGAUUGCAUACCCAUGGUCUUUUCACACUGGUGCCUACCAUGGUUUCCUGUUCUAGAUUUUGGAGGAAGGCUAUUUUGUUGAUUCCCUAUUAUUUGCACUGCAGUUAAAGGGACAGUAUCAAGUCACCUGCUUUCCCCAAGCCUGCCACUUUCUUUAGUGUUAAGCACAUAACCAACCAGUAAAAAAAGAGUCACAUCAGCAGGGAGUUCACGAGUACACACCCGACAGAGCAGCUCUCCCCACAGUGAUGUGGACAUGCACAGUCAAGCCAAGUAACUAUGGCGGAGCGCAAGGCUGAGGCAGACACACUGCUAAAUGUGCUUUACUAGAUCUAACUAGAUUUAAAUGAAGUCACAGUUUCUUUCCAUUGCCAUUUUACUAAAAACAGGCACUCAGGGUUUUGCAAAAAAUUUAAUUUCCUUUCUACAAAGAAUUUCUAUAAAAAGCAAUUAUAAGGUCUUAUUUUUCUAUUGUCUUUACUCCAUUAUUUUAAUUUUUAAAACCCCACCAGAAACCUACUUAUACCAUCAGAACUCAGUUUUAUCAAUGUUUUCCAUCUGCUUAUCAGAUUAUACUCUGAUAGCUAUACAUGAAUUCAGUCAAUCAGAAAUCAGAGAUAGACCUUUUUUUUCCUUUUAUUUGAAAUAAUAUACAAGAAUAUAGUGUGCAAAAUUGAGGGGCAAUGUUUAACAAGUGUAAUGAACUGAAAUCAAUUUUACAGCUGUGAUUCCUAACCAAAAAUACCACUCGGUAAGUAACAUGAGAAGCCAUGAUUGUAGCUCAGAGCAAAAGCAGCUGUACUGCCAAAGUACUUGCUCUAUUUUAGAAGCCGGAGGGAGUAAAGUGCAAGUGUUGCACUGCAGUAAGUGCAAAGUCUGCCCCCACCAUAGAGAGACAAUGACAAUGUAGAUGUGGGAUAUGUGGCUGAGGAGACAGGGAACACGGUAAAAUACAAUGGUGUCAACUGAUAACAGCACCAUUACAAGGACUGUCCCAAUGCUAUUAACUGACUGCACCUUGGCCUGGCUUGGGCCCCACUGGUAAUCAUGGAGGUGUGCUGCCCCCUGGUGCAUCCACUCAGCACAUGCCCAUGGUAUCUGAAGCAGGUGGCUCUUUGAGCUGAGACAAUGACACCAUCCACCUGCCAUGUUAUGUUGUCUCUUGGCACUGGCCAGACUAGAAGCAACUGUGUUUGGCAGAGAUGCUGAGCCAUGUGGUGGCUAUUCAUGGAAAGGCCAGCUUCUGCUUCAUUCCUGAUAUCGUGGGUACAAUACAGAUUAAUAAGCAGUAAGGAGCUGAUGUAUAAACAGCAGUUACAUAUUUUUAAAUUCCCCUUCGAACAAUUUAAAAUAAAACAUGUAUACACAUCUCUUUCUACUGUACUUUAGCACCACAGGAUAUCAAUUUUCAAGCCUAUAUUACCUGAUAGACAUAUAUGAAGUUUGGAAGGAAAAUAAGGCAAUUUGGUUUACAAUGUUGAUAGUUGUAGCUUACUUAAUGCUCUAAUGGAGAAAGCAAUCCUCACCCAUUAAAUCAUUACAAAAUUCAAUGCUCCCAGCAUUUUAUGGUCACACAAAUGUAGGACAAAUGGUGAGACCAAGGUCUUCCAAGCUUUUCCAUCCAGAGUCAGUACUUAUGCAGAUACAGACUUACAAACACACGCAUCAGGUUUAAUGCUGUUGAGAGCCCUGUGGAAACAAAAUAGGGAAUGCUUACAAAACACUAUGCAGUAAACCCUGUCAACUAAGCUUGGAUGUUUAUGAAUUUACUGAGAAGAUUCUCGGAUUCCUAAUGGCUCAUGGCUUGAGUAUCUGGAAAAUAUAAACAAAUGUGAGAACAGCAUGCUCAGAAAAGUGCUAAUGUCCCAAAGGAAGUUCCAGACAGUAGAAAAUUUGUAGGGAAUUGGUAUGUGACUCCAAAGAUAUAGCUUGCCUUCAAGCACAAAGCCUCGGGUUCAAACCCUUGCACUAAAUAAAACUGUACCUCCAAAGCAGAAGACCAACACUUGAAUUUGUCCUGUGACUGAAAUGUACAUGGCUACACUCACACAAACAUGUAGACACACACAAAACCUGAGGGUUGUAUUACAUGCCUGUGAUCCCUGAAUUAAGGGGUUGGAAGCAGAAGGAUCAGAAGUUGAAGGUCAUCCCUGGAUACAAAAGUAAGUUUGAGGCCAGUCUGGGCUACAUGAAACCCUGACUUACACAUACACCAAAAAACCACAGAACAAAUCUCUACAUUAUAGUUCAACUACUUCUCACGGCUGACCCUCCUUUAAAAUAAAUCCCUGAGCCAUUUAACCUACAAAUUAUAUAGGAUUGGCUAAAACACCCUUAAUAAGCCUUCCUGAUAACUGUUCAAAUAAUCCUUCUUUUUAAAAAUAAAACAUAAGCUCAUUCUAGUCUA
Messenger RNA from Apodemus sylvaticus (European woodmouse), 5042 nucleotides. RefSeq names its product component of oligomeric golgi complex 5 (gene Cog5). The transcript is spliced from 22 exons. The coding region runs from base 17 to 2503 and encodes 828 amino acids. The record is from RefSeq and is a predicted model, not a curated record. NCBI's taxonomy places the organism in Eukaryota, Metazoa, Chordata, Mammalia, Rodentia, Muridae. Gene Ontology annotation, biological process: intra-Golgi vesicle-mediated transport. Gene Ontology annotation, cellular component: COG complex.